Molecule: messenger RNA, 1542 nt
Organism: Lactuca virosa
Lineage: Eukaryota; Viridiplantae; Streptophyta; Magnoliopsida; Asterales; Asteraceae
Source: the annotation of a GenBank genome assembly
AAUUCAGUUCCUACAGUUUACCAACCACAGUCUAGACUAUCGACGCGACGCGAGCAUUGAGGUCACCUACCUUAGUCGAUCCUCUCGCGUGCUUCCAUGAAACGUGGUGAAGAUCACUGAGUUCACCUACCACAUUCGAUAGUCUCGACUCUCGACUUGAGCAUUGCAAGAAUGGGGGAGCGUAAUUCAACCUUCGAGAUGCCUAGAGUGAAGCUUGGGAAUCAGGGGCUUGAGGUCUCAAGAUUAGGGUAUGGCUGCAUGGGGCUUACAGGUAUCUAUAACAAUCCUCUCCCUGAGAAAGAAGGCAUCAAAGUGCUCAAGGAAGCUUUUAAUAGAGGAAUUACAUUCUUUGAUACUGCUGAUGUAUAUGGGGUUCAGCAUGCUAAUGAGAUACUAGUUGGGAAGGCAUUAAAGGAAUUACCUCGAGACAAGAUCCAAUUAGCCACAAAAUUUGGUAUUUUCAAGAUUGAAACCACUGGUAUUAAAGUCAAAGGUACCCCUGAAUAUGCCCGUUUGUGUUGUGAGGGUAGCCUAAAGAGGUUGGGUGUGGACUACAUUGAUCUUUAUUAUAUACAUAGAAUUGACACAACUGUUCCUAUUGAAGACACUAUGGAAGAACUUAAAAAGAUGGUGGAAGAAGGUAAGAUAAAGUACAUCGGGCUAUCUGAAGCUAACGCAGACACAAUCAGGAGAGCACAUGCCAUUCAUCCAAUCACUGCUUUACAAAUGGAAUAUUCCCUUUGGACCCAUGAUAUUGAGGAAGAACUGAUUCCAUUGUGCAGGGAACUUGGAAUAGGCAUAGUUCCAUACAGUCCUGUUGGGCGUGGAUUUUUUGGGGGCAAAGCAAUUAAAGAAAGUGUACCCGAAAACAGUAUAUUGGGUUCACAUCCGAGGUUUACUGGAGAAAACUUUACAAAGAACAAGGUUGUUUAUGAUCGUGUAGAAGCAAUGGCAAAAAAUCACAGAUGUACCCCUAUUCAGCUUGCUCUUGCGUGGGUUCUUCAUCAGGGGGAGGAUGUAGUGCCUAUUCCUGGGACAACUAAGAUUAAGAAUCUUGAUGAGAAUGUUGGUACAGUUAAAGUGAAACUUACAAAAGAAGACGUUGGAGAAAUUUCUAAUGCGGUGCCUAUCGAUGAAGUUGCUGGUUGUAGAACUGGUGAAGCUCUUCUACGUAUCUCGUGGAAAUUUGCAAAUUCGCCCCCUAAGAACAACACUUGAUCAUCUUCAUGUACCCAUGCUCCACUAUAUACCUUUUUGUGACCCUGUGCUCUGGGGACAUUGUGAUUUAUCUUCCUCAUGUUAGCAGUUGUGGGAAUUAGGUAUUGUUGUUGUUGUGGUAAACAGGCAGUGAGAUUGGUUGGUUAGCGGUAUUAUGUAAACACAUGUUUUAAGCUAUGUUUUUCUUCAAAGGUGUUUCGAUAUAUGUGGAUCCUAAAUUGUAGAAUAUGGUUAUAUGUGUGGAGAAAGUUUUGUAUUGUUGAGAAAAUGAAUAAUACAUCUCUUAUGUGGAUGUAGCACGGUUAUCUUGAUUGUGUGAACCAG